AUGGGGGCUUCUUGUUUACAUAUAUUGUCAGUGUUUUCAAUUUUCCUUGUGUUCUCAGUUCCAUGGGCAGCUGCAGAUUUAAGGGUGGACACCUUUCUCCAGUGUCUUUCGUACCGUGAACACCCCUCUUAUCCAAUCUCUGGGGCCAUCUACACUCCCAACAAUUCUUCAUUUUCAGAUGUUCUUUACUCGUAUAUAAGAAACCGCAGAUUCAUGACAUCUACGACCCCGAAGCCCCUGGUGAUUGUAACCGCUUUGCAUGAAUCUCAUGUCCAAGCGACGGUUGUUUGUGCCAAGUUUCAUUUUUUGGAGCUGAAAACCCGAAGUGGUGGGCAUGAUUAUGAGGGCCAAUCCUACGUAUCGAAUAACCCAUUCGUCAUCCUUGACUUGUUUAAUCUUCGAUCUAUCACCUUUGAUGAUGCAACUGAAACUGCUUGGGUUCAGGCUGGUGCAACUCUUGGUGAGCUUUACCAUGCAAUUGCGGAGAAGAGCAAGACUCUUGCCUUCCCAGCCGGGGUCUGUCUCACUCUUGGCACUGGGGGACAUUUCUCCGGAGGCGGAUACGGGAAUCUGAUGAGAAAAUAUGGCCUCUCAGUGGAUAACAUCGUUGAUGCGCAUCUGGUUGAUGUCGGCGGCAGAAUCCUGGACCGAAAUUCCAUGGGAGAAGAUCUAUUCUGGGCCAUUAGAGGAGGCGGUGGAGCCAGCUUCGGAGUCAUCCUUCAAUGGAAAAUCAAGCUGGUUCCCAUUCCUGAGGUGGUGACUUAUUUUAAAGUGGGAAGGACAUUGGAAGAAGGCGCCACUGAUGUCGUGCAUCGGUGGAUUCAAGUCGCUCAUAAAUUACCGGAAGAACUGUUCAUAAGGGCGCAGCCACAGGUGGUUCAGGUGGGUGAUCAGAAGACAGUGAACGUCUCAUUCAUCGCCUUAUUCCUCGGAUCUGCUCAAGAACUUAAGCCAUUGAUGGAAAGAGACUUCCCGGAACUGGGACUGAAGCCAGAAGACCUCAAGGAAACGAGUUGGAUUGAAACCACUCUACUCUUUGCUGAUUUCCCAAGUGGAACCCCAACAACUGUUUUACUCAACAGGACAAGGACCCCAAUCUACUUCAAAUUCAAAUCAGACUACGUGAGAAAAAACAUUAAAAAAGAGGAUUUGACACUGAUAUGGAAGAAGAUGAUAGAGUUGGAAAAGGUGUUCGUGCAGUGGAAUCCAUAUGGGAAAAGAAUGAGUCGGAUUCCAGAGUCUGCAACUCCAUUCCCACACAGAUCCGGAGUCAAAUUCAAAAUCCAGUACCUAGUGAUCUGGUUCGAGGAUGGCGAAGAGGCCAGCAACCACUACGAGGGCCUGGUUAGAAGCUUGUAUGAUUUCAUGACUCCUUAUGUCACCAAAUCACCCAGGGAGUCAUUUCUGAAUUAUAGAGAUCUAGACAUUGGUAACACUACACGGUGUAGGACUUACUUACAAGCCAGAGUUUAUGGGAGGAAGUACUUCAAGGACAAUUUCCGAAGAUUGGUUAGAGUGAAGACCAUUGUUGACCCUGGUAAUUUCUUCAGGAAUCAACAAAGUAUUCCCUCAAUUAUCUGGUAUCCUAAUGAAAAGGUCAAAGAAUAA
This is a messenger RNA of Vitis vinifera (wine grape), 1608 nucleotides long. RefSeq names its product berberine bridge enzyme-like 8. Gene Ontology annotation, molecular function: oxidoreductase activity; FAD binding. The record is from RefSeq and is a predicted model, not a curated record. The transcript has a single exon. Bases 1 to 1608 code for a protein of 535 amino acids. Lineage: Eukaryota; Viridiplantae; Streptophyta; Magnoliopsida; Vitales; Vitaceae.